AAUGAAGAACUCGCCGUCGUCUCGCUAGCGAAGAUCGUCCGCUCUUGGAACGCGCGGCUGUCCCGGCUGUCACCUCGGAAGCGAAAAGUCCUGCGACGACAUCUCCGUGAAGAGUGACUCAAGUGCACAAGCCUGUUUAAAUGACUGUAUGACCUCCCGUGUCUUCUCAUGAAGAUUGUUCGUAGUCUACCGUCGAAGAUUCUAGCACCCCUUAGAAGAUUAAGUAAAACUUGUAACGUGUACACCCCAAACCACACAGCGAACCUUAUGCACACCCGAAGAUCAUCGCACGAAAAACAUGGCUAUAAAUACAAUAUAUGAUCCGCGCGAUUCGACUCUUACAGACUGGAUCGCAGAUCGUUAAUAGAGUUGUAGACGCAGGUAAAAUUUCGUGCCUAGAUCAAAACAAUAAAUAAGUAAAUAAUACGAGGUCAUUUGUUGCCUCCAUGUUUCCCAAUCGCUUUAAAACGAGUUCUUCCAGAAACAUUUUUUUAACUUUUGUAACGUUUUGUAAUAUUUAUUAUCAAUAUUUCUUGAAAUCUGUAGUUGUAAUCAAAAUGCAUUUAAAGUCUUUAUUAUUAUUGCGACACAUAUGCCAUUCUUAAUUUUCUUCUCGGCGCCGUCCUAUGCCGGGAACUCCAUACUGUCACCACGUAUUGUGAUAACAAGUCCAAAUUCUCGGAAUUCCUUCGAAACUCGUCGAUAUCGCCUAUGGCUGCGAUUGAUCUCACCACCAACUUCAAAACCGGCUGCCAUCAUCUGCCGCCAGCCUCUACGCCUAUGUCUUUAGAGCAUGCAGAGCCUGAGGCGCCUGCAGUGCCUGCAGUGCCUGUAGCAUCUGUAAUGCCUGUAACGUUUGGAACGCAGAACUCGUGCAUCUGGAGAUCGCAGACACGCAAGAUGUACAUGUGCCCUGAUUGCGGCAAGGGUCUCUCCCACAGAUACACCCUGGAUCGCCAUCGCAAGACCGUCUGUGGCAAGGUUCGCAACAUCAAUGGCAAGUGGAAGUGUAAUUUUUGCGGCAGGAGAUACGAAUCCCAGGGGAGCCUGUCGCGUCAUUAUAGAUUCGAGUGCCGUGUGGACCCCCAAUUUCGCUGCAUUUUCUGCGAGAGCAAGUUCACCCAGCAGUGCAGCUUGAGCAGGCAUCUGAAGAAAAAGCAUACCGAAAAAGGUAGCAUUGAUUCCGGGUUUGGUUCCGAGAAAUCGAUGUGCAUAUCGAAGUAGACCAACAACACACUGCUUUGUAAUAAACAACAAUCCGCGCGAAGCGCAGGAGGAUCGCGCGAGCAGGUUACGUGGCGCCGGAAAUGGCGCUGCUAAAUUUAUUCUUGCCAAGAAAUCCGUCGAUUGAAAGAAUGUGAGACGACUGGGUGUAAUUAGACACAAGAAGCAUCAGUAGUUAUUGUUGCUUUGGAAAGUUUUUUUCUUAUUGAAAAACAAUUCUCAAAUGAAAUGAAAGUGAGAGCUCAAUUAUCGUUUAAAAAAUAUAUUGGGUAAACGAGAUUGGGUGAAAAAGUGCUACUUCAGAGUAAGCAAAUAGUUCCUUGAGAAAAAAGUAAAGAAAAUGAGCUUUAAAUCGAUUAGGAAUUGAAUUUUUUCGCUAUUUGAGAAAAAAGUGAUAUCUCGGGACAAUUUUAGUGUACGAAAAGGUUCCUCGUGAAGAAAGUUUUGUUAUGAUAAGCGUCCCAUGUCGUUAUUAAUAAGGUUUUCUCAAAUUAUCGCGUUCGGAUGAUCACGAGCGUACUAGGUUUUAAGGAAAGCCGAUAAGAUUCGCUUUUAAACUUUUAGAAAUAUCCUUUUCGUUAGGAACAAGAGUUCAGACAUCAUUUCAAACGGUAAAGUACGAGUCCUUUGAAAAUUUUUCCUUGGUCAAAAAGUAAUUUAGAUUUCUUCUUCUAAAUUUCUCUGUAUGAAGAAUUGGGUUUUUGUGUGUGACUAGAUAUUUUAUGAUAACAAAACUUUGGUAUCAAUCUUUUAAAAUUGAUCCUUUUAAUGAAUAAAAGUUAUAAAAUAAGUAAAAGUAAAAGAAAUUAUGAA
Molecule: messenger RNA, 2037 nt
Organism: Vollenhovia emeryi
Lineage: Eukaryota; Metazoa; Arthropoda; Insecta; Hymenoptera; Formicidae
Product: zinc finger protein 2-like
Exons: 2
Coding region: 712-1224 (170 amino acids)
Biological process (GO): regulation of transcription by RNA polymerase II
Molecular function (GO): DNA-binding transcription factor activity; RNA polymerase II cis-regulatory region sequence-specific DNA binding
Source: RefSeq, a predicted model, not a curated record